CCCGCCGACCGAGCAGCCUCAGUGGCGUCUGUUGAAGCCGCGGCGGCCCUCACUGUGGCAGUCGCUGUCUGCUGCCCGGGGAGGCGGGAAAAGAGCGAGCGGCAGAAAAACGCAGCCGCCGCCGCCGCCUCUCUGGGCUCUCGCCUCCUGACACUUGCAGUUCGAUUGCUCUUUCAUCGAUUGACUGAGCCUGCCCGGCCUAAGACCGCCCUGUCCCUUGUGAAUGGUAGAAUGGGCCGCUGCCGCUUUCCCCUUUCCACCAGUAGUCUCGCAGGAAGAGCAAUAAGAGCCAGGCGGGAUCGACUGCUCAGGCCUUUCUGCAAAAUGGCCGCCAACGCAACGACGAACCCGUCUCAGCUGCUGCCUCUUGAGCUCGUGGACAAAUGUAUAGGAUCACGUAUUCAUAUUGUGAUGAAAAGUGACAAAGAAAUCGUUGGCACCCUCCUGGGUUUUGAUGAUUUUGUCAACAUGGUAUUAGAAGAUGUUACAGAAUUUGAGAUCACACCUGAAGGAAGAAGAAUCACAAAGUUAGAUCAGAUUUUACUAAACGGCAAUAAUAUAACAAUGUUGGUUCCUGGAGGUGAAGGACCAGAAGUGUAAAUACAUUCAUUUUGCUCUUGGUGAACUUCACUUAAAUGUUCUGAAGGGAUAUUUUGAGAAACAAUUGUGGGUUUGUUUUGUUUUUCAGGGUUUUUUUUUACAUUUCAAAGUUGAUAUUUGAAUAUAAAUAAGACUUUCCAUUUCAGGGAAAACAUGUCUUUAAUUUUGACUUUGUAUGUUGAAAUCAUGACUUUGUUGUAAUGGCAAAAUCUGCAGUUCACAGUAUUGGAAUAAAGAUUUUUUAAAUAUUA
Molecule: messenger RNA, 851 nt
Organism: Heteronotia binoei (common prickly gecko)
Lineage: Eukaryota; Metazoa; Chordata; Lepidosauria; Squamata; Gekkonidae
Gene: LSM5
Product: LSM5 homolog, U6 small nuclear RNA and mRNA degradation associated
Exons: 6
Coding region: 232-600 (122 amino acids)
Biological process (GO): mRNA splicing, via spliceosome
Cellular component (GO): U4/U6 x U5 tri-snRNP complex; U6 snRNP; Lsm1-7-Pat1 complex
Molecular function (GO): RNA binding
Source: RefSeq, a predicted model, not a curated record